Salarias fasciatus (jewelled blenny) is the source of this 1765-nucleotide messenger RNA. Its product is annotated as diablo homolog, mitochondrial. Gene Ontology annotation, cellular component: mitochondrion. Bases 29 to 745 code for a protein of 238 amino acids. Gene Ontology annotation, biological process: intrinsic apoptotic signaling pathway in response to oxidative stress; neuron apoptotic process. NCBI's taxonomy places the organism in Eukaryota, Metazoa, Chordata, Actinopteri, Blenniiformes, Blenniidae. The transcript is spliced from 6 exons. The record is from RefSeq and is a predicted model, not a curated record.
CACGAACACUUUAUAGCGGCGGACCAAAAUGGCCGCGCUCCGGACGGGAGCAGCCUUCCUCGGUUUCUUCAGGAGUUCUACUCGUCUCCUGCUCAGUUCCAGAAAACCUCUCAAACCCGGAAUAUGGACGAAAAUGCUUCGUUCGGGUGUCUCAUCUGUGGCCGUCGGUGGCGCAGCUUUGUGUGCCGUGCCUUUCAGACAGGCUGAAAAUCUCUCCCACGACUCCCUGAUCAGGCGAGCAGCCUCUCUGGUAACAGACAGCUCAAGCACCUUCCUGUCCCAGACCACAUUGGCACUCAUAGAUGCCAUCACAGAGUACUCUAAAGCCGUGCACACACUAAUUGCCCUGCAGAGACGAUACCUGACCUCACUGGGAAAGCUGACUCCGGCAGAGGAGGACACGAUCUGGCAGGUGAUCAUCGGCCAGCGCACCGAGGUUAACGACAGACAGGAAGAAUGCAAGCGUUUCGAGUCCACCUGGGUGACGGCGGUGAGGCUGUGUGAAACGGUCGCCGAGGCGGCGUACACGUCAGGUGCAGAGCAUGCGUCCAUCACGGCCAGGACAAACAUUCAGGUGGCUCAGACGCAGGUGGACGAGGCGCGGAAACUCUCCCGCGACGCAGACCAGAAGUUAGCCGAAACCAAGGUGAUGGAGAUCGAACGCAUGGCACAAUAUGCCGCGUCCAUGGAGAGCAGCGGCGGCGAGGAGGAGGACAUCCCUGACGCUUAUCUGAGAGAGGAUUGAUCCGGAUGUCCUACAUGUGUCCAAAAACAAUCAGUUUGCGUCGUGUUGAUAGGCUGUUCUGCUUGUUGUUUACGCUGGAGUGUGAUCGGCUCAUUCUCUGUCAUGUUCAUGUGGGUGUGAUUACAUCUGCACAUAAAGUGAUCCAGGUCAAAUGAACAUGUUCAGCUUUCACAGCUUGUGUUAAAGUGUUGCAGAAGUAUUUAUGUGUUCAUUAUCAGUGGGUUAUAUCGUGUCUCCGCUGUGGGACUUUCACCUUGAUUUACUUUGUUUUGUUGCCUUUUGUCAAAUUUUAUUUGAAUGAAAACAAAAUGCAGUAAAAAUACAGCGAGAUUGUUCAUUUUGUGUCUGCUUGUUGGAACAGAGGUAGUCCUCUCAGUGAGAAAUGGGCAUGUGGACACAUUUACUACAUUAGAACCUAAUGUCAAUUUCUUUUUCUUUUUUUUUUUUUAAUAAAUGGAGCUUUUAUCUAUUACUGGUCAACUAAAAGUAACCAGGAUCAAUAAGCUGAGUUCGCUGCUGUAGAGUUGACUCUCUACGCUAAGUGGGUUCCUGUGUUUGAUGUCAAAUUAAAGAAUGUGUUAGACGCUGGCGGAGAGGAUGGCGUGGCUGUGGUGUCCAGUUGAAAGAGCUGGUUCAUUCUCCCUCCAGACGGGUCACUGCUGUGGCUCCAUAAACGUCUCUGGGUUCAUCUAAACAUUCAGAGUCCUGCGGCUCUGGAGCCGAUCGCUCAUUUAGCAUUUUUGCCGAUUUCGACCUGAAAUGCAUGAAUUGUGGGAGGAAACUGGACAAGGCUAAAAUAUCGAUUUCUCAUUGCUUCAUAGGAUCCCUGUAGAAAAAUGUCUUUAUCCUCCAGCCCAUGGAUGCUACAAAGCUCAGGGGAAACCAUCACUUGAACAGUGCAUGACUUGUGUCCUGAAAUAGAUUCAGGAAGGAAACAUUAAAAACACAGUAAAUUCGGUUUAGUGCUGUGAACUCUUUUUUUGUAACUAUCUUGCUAAAAAAUGAAAAUAAAUGUUCACA